This is a messenger RNA of Amyelois transitella, 3439 nucleotides long. RefSeq names its product juvenile hormone esterase-like (gene jhe1). Bases 45 to 1817 code for a protein of 590 amino acids. The record is from RefSeq and is a predicted model, not a curated record. NCBI's taxonomy places the organism in Eukaryota, Metazoa, Arthropoda, Insecta, Lepidoptera, Pyralidae. The transcript is spliced from 8 exons.
CGCGCCGAUCAGUUGUAGCUCUCCACGCGAGCCGAGCACCGGACAUGUAUAAGCUUGCCAUUUUGUUGUCCAGCGCGGUGUUGUCAUACGCAUGGCCCGAAGCGCCCGAGUGCGGUAUCCGCGCUCGGACCGAGGCAGGAUGGGUGUGCGGCACGCGGCGGGUCGGAGACUACGGGCUGCUGUACGCCAGCUUCCGAGGGGUACCGUACGCCAAGCAGCCACUGGGAGAUCUGAGGUUUAAGGAGCUGCAGCCUCCAGAGCCGUGGGAAGGUCUGCUGGACGCGACCAGCGAGGGUCCCGUGUGCCCGCAGCGCGACGUGCUGUACGGCCGGCUGAUGCAGCCGCGGACCAUGAGCGAGGCCUGUAUCCAUGCCAACAUACACGUUCCCUUGGCAGAUUUACCAUGGUACAGAUAUAACCAUGGCAGAUUGGCACGGGGUUUGGUGCCCCCACGCCUAACCACCUUCGACGAGGUCAAUUCGGACUUGAACCCGGGACUGCCGAUUGUCGUCUUCAUCCACGGUGGCGGCUUUGCCUUCGGCUCCGGAGAUUCAGACGUGUACGGCCCGGAGUAUCUCGUCAGCAAGCGAGUUAUUGUCAUCACUUUCAACUACAGACUGAACGUCCUCGGAUUCCUGUCGCUCAACUCCAGCAGCAUCCCCGGCAACAGCGGCUUACGUGACAUGGUGACACUCCUGCGAUGGGUUCGGAGGAACGCGAGGGGUUUCGGCGGAGACCCCUAUGACGUCACGCUGGCGGGACAGAGCGCCGGGGCCAGCAGUGCCCACCUGCUGUCACUGUCGCCCGCUGCUGAGGGACUGUUCAAGAGGGUAUGGAUAAUGAGUGGAGUAGGCCUGCCAAUAUUCUUCUCCAGCGCGCCAACAUUCGCCCAGUUCGCGGCGACGACCUUCCUCAGCGCCAUGAAGAUAAACUCCACGGACCCCGAGGCUAUCCACCAGCAGCUCAUUGACGCGCCCAUCGAGCAGAUCAUGGAAGUCAAUGGGUUCAUGUUGGAGAAGUUCGGUCUGACCACAUUUACGCCUGUGGUGGAGUCACCUCACCCAGGUGUGACCACAAUCAUAGACGCAGACCCAACAGUUCUCGUAACAAAAGGCCGAGGUAAAAACAUCCCAAUGGUGGUGGGUUUCACCAACGUCGAGUGUGAAACCUUCAGACAGCGGUUCGAGAAGGUGGACAUCAUAACUCGGAUCAAAGAGAACUCAAUCCUAGUAGUCUCCCCACACUUGAUUUACACCACGCCACUGACAGUGUUGCCAGGAUUAGCGGGCGAAAUACAGGCUAGAUACUUCAACGGGACUGUCAACUUGGACAAAUUUGUUAGGUUAUGUACUGAUCAGUACUUCAAAUACCCAGCUUUGAAAUUAGCAAGUUUGAGGCGAAAAACCGGCGGCGCUCCGUUAUACCUUUACGAAUUCUCAUAUGAUGAUGACCAAAGCGUUCUCAAAGAGGGCUGGGGUAUCAGCUACACGGGCGCAGCGCAUAUAGAAGACAUGACUUAUGUGAUGAGAACAAACUCUAUUGUUGGAAAUGAAUCAUUGUACUCCGCUCUCAAAAAGGAAGACAGAAGAACGAAGAUGAAGGAUUGGAUGACAACGUUGUUCACGAACUUUGUGCAAACAAGCAACCCCAACCGCAAUGAAGACGAAACCACAGGCUAUUGGUUGUCUGUGAAUAGUUAUCAGCUCUUGUACACUGAGAUCGCGGGACCAGACGCCAGUUACAGCACGAGCCUGACGCAGGAACUUCUGGACAUCAAGAUGUUCUUCGACAGCAUCUUCCAGAGGGUCACCGGCUAGAGAAGAAUAGUAGUAAGGAUAGUUAUUGAAGAAUUGAUACUGUCAUGAGACUUGUACUUCUUGGAAGAAAAAACGAUAUGCGAGACGUGUGAAGUGUCUUUUAUAAAUUACGCAGUAUGAUGUAUAUGAAACAAUGUUUAGGUAGAAAUGAAACUUUCAAAUGAGUAAGGUAGUGUUCUUAUGAUAUGAAACGUACGACGGUUACGAGAACUUAUUUAUAAAAGCUGUAGGAUAGGUUGCUUGGUAAUGUAAAUAUGAUUUUAUCUAGAUGACUUCCUAGUGUUACUUUAUAAAAAUCUUACUGUGUUAGGUUUAAGAUUUUAACAAAAACUACCCAUAGUCUUUUGCAUAGAGUUACAUUGUCUUAGAUUCUUCCAAACGUUUUUCUAAGCAGAUCAGCUCCCUACAUAUCAUGAUCUGUAAUUAAAUUUAAGGUAAUAUUGAUAACAGAUGUUCUAACGUCAGUCACAUUUUCCUUUAUAAUAACACCAUCAAGUUAAUAAUCAAAUUUAUUGGUAUCUUUAUGCUGAUGGUACACCGCUCGAGUUUUAACUGUCACGUUUUCAUUACAUAAUUGGGUUUGCUGUAAGCGUAUUAACAAGUUUAUAACAUUGUUGGGCGGUAUGUUCGUUAAUUCACUAAUACAUUAAUGGAGCUCCUAGCUUAAUUUGAUGACUGUACUUAUUAGUUGCGUCGGGUGGUGGUGUACAAAUUGUUCUUAAAGAAGGAUGCAAAAUUGUAGGUACAUUGAUUGCAAUACCCCAAAAAUUUUAUUCUGAUUAUUCCAGCCAAAAUAUCAAUUAAGCACACAAUGUAAUGCCAAAUGUUUCAUGUAUUUUACAUACAUAACAUAAUAUCCUUAAAGUAAAUGUCUUUAAGUUCCAUGUUUGCCAGCAAAACAAAAAAAGUUAUAAUUCAAAUCGAUUUUGAUAAAAUACCAGUGAUCUCGUUUCUGUUUUUGAUAUACAUAUAUAUUUUUUUACUCGAUUUAAGGACUAAGCUUUAUAUUAGUAUUUAAUUGUAUUUUAACGAGGUUUUUUUUAAUCUCUAGUGGUGAUGUACAGUGACGAUCGGACAAGUCAGUGUUUAAGAAAUCUGAAGGCUCAACAAGUGUUUUGUGAUCAGUUUGUAUUAUUGUAUAGUUGAUGCGUAGUUUAUCUUGUUAUUUUUUAUUACUACAGUAACUGCGUUAUAGCUAUAGAUAGAUAUAAAUAAUGUUAAAUAUAUAUGCUUAUUUAAGAAGGUUGUAACUAAUUAAGUUUAAUAGAACAGGAAGUAAGUGCAUUAAAGAAAGUUGUAAUUAUAUUAUUACCUGUAAAGUCUGACAACUUCAGUUUUGACAAAACAAAACUUUAUUUGGUUUGUUAUGUCAAAACUGAAGUUUGUAAAAAUGAAAUUAAAAAGAAAAAUGCGGUAUAUAUUUGUAUUUGGGCCACUGUACCGCGGGUCGGUAGCGUGCAAUUUUAACCUGCUUACAAACCCUAUAUGACAAUAGAUAUAAUAUAGAAAUAUAAAGCAGGUUCAACAACUUUUUGUAUAAAUAAUGUAUACCGUGUAAUUGAGGAUGCGUGAUGAUACCGUGACUUAGAACGGACUGAAUAAAAUAUUUAGGAGAUGUGGUA